AUGAAAUGGUGCUGGUUGAAUUUUUGUUACUGUAUCUUUUCUGUUUUGUUGUCAAGUAUUAGCUUGUCGUACGGAAGACACACAUCAAAUUGGGCUGUUCUUGUAGAUACUUCGCGGUUCUGGUUCAACUAUCGACAUAUAAGCAAUGUCCUUUCAAUUUAUCGAAGUAUCAAGCGCCUCGGAAUACCAGAUAGCCGUAUUAUUUUGAUGGUGGCUGAUGAUGCAAGUUGUAGCUCGAGAAAUCCGAGACCAGCAACAAUCUUCAACAAUCCUUACAGUCGGGUAAAUUUGUAUGGCGAAGAGAUAGAGAUUGAUUAUCGUGGUUACGAAGUUACUGUAGAAAACUUCAUUCGUAUAUUAACUGGGCGUUUACCUCCUUCGACACCUACUUCUAAGCGCCUCAAUACUGACGAGCACAGUAAUAUCCUAAUAUAUAUGACAGGCCAUGGUGGUGAUGGUUUCCUUAAGUUUCAAGAUGAUCAUGAGCUUUCUAACAGUGAACUGGCCGAUGCGAUUGAACAGAUGUGGCAAAAACGUAGGUAUCAUGAAUUACUAUUCAUUGUCGAUACAUGUCAAGCUGAAUCAAUGGGCAAGUUGUUUUAUUCGCCUAAUGUAGUAGCCAUCGGUAGCAGUGCUAUAGGAGAAGAAUCAUUAUCUCUCCAUUCGGAUCGCGAAAUUGGGACCUAUGUUUCUGAUCGAUAUUCUUACUAUGCGUUUCAGUUUUUGGAGUCUGUUACUCCUUCGAGCAAAAGAACAUUGUAUGAUUUUUCCCAGUUAUGCUCUUUCUCAUUAUGUCAAUCAACUGUUAUCACUCGAUCUGAUUUAUUUAGACGUGAUAUACGUCGCGUACUUGUUACAGACUUUUUUGGUAGCGUGCGUCAUAUAAUCCCUGGACCAGUUAUAGAAAUUAGCAAUUCCACUUUGUAUAAGAACAAUACAUUAAUUAAACACUGA
Molecule: messenger RNA, 954 nt
Organism: Schistosoma guineensis
Lineage: Eukaryota; Metazoa; Platyhelminthes; Trematoda; Strigeidida; Schistosomatidae
Source: the annotation of a GenBank genome assembly